Messenger RNA from Malus domestica (apple), 2042 nucleotides. NCBI's taxonomy places the organism in Eukaryota, Viridiplantae, Streptophyta, Magnoliopsida, Rosales, Rosaceae. The record is from RefSeq and is a predicted model, not a curated record.
UUAAACUAUUAACAUAUAUUUGUUCUUCUCCUUGGAAAAAAAAUACCUCAGAAAUGCAGCAGCAACAGCUCAAUAUCUCUUGGGUUCGCAUAUUCUCAAUUACUUUGUUAACAUUGCUCGGAACAACCCAGAAUGCCUCUGCUUGUGAAAAAUCCAAAUGCGGGGAUCAUGGCGAGGCCAUCCAUAUUCUGUUUCGCCGUGGACAUCCCUGUAGUCCGACAUCUGAUUGCCAUGCGAAUGAGGCUGACUACGGACAGGAGCACCGAGCGGUAGUGGUGAAAUUCUUGGUGAAGCGCAUAGAUUACAAGCAUCAGGAAGUCCAAGUCUAUCACCCGCGUAAAUGCCUGCUGUUAAAGCCUUUAGAAGUUGAUAACAUCAACAUGUCAUUGCCAGCCUCUCAAUUCUACUUCCAAGAAUCCAUGCCUUCCAACGCUACCUUAUUCCACUGUCCUGUUGAAAGAGAGUUAGACGGUGCUAAAGUCCCCUGCAUUAGUGGCCCUGGCUACAGAGUUUAUGCCAUUGAAUCUUCCUACGAAACUAUGUACUAUCCGCUCCUAGAGUCGUGUACAAAGAUGUACGAUGUUUUGUCGAUUCCACAGAUGUACUAUUAUUAUAGUGAGGUUCCUAAUUUGAAAUGGAAGAAACCAAAUUGUAGAGAGUGUGAGGCAGAGGGCAACAAGUGUAGAAUCAAGUACAACCACACCAACACUGAAAUUCAAUGUGUUCGCUUGAGCAAACCUAGUGUAACAUGGAAAUUUGCCGCCGUAGGUGGUACAACCCUGGGAUCAUUUGUUGUAUUACUUCUGCUGGUCGUUGCAGCCUAUCGUGUCUAUAGGUCUAAUCGAAAAGAAAAGGAGAGUCAAUUGAAGAUUGAAAAGUUUUUAGAAGAUUACAACGCUCAGAAACCAAGCAGGUAUUCCUAUGCAGAUAUUAAGAGGAUCACAAACCAAUUCCAGGACAAGUUAGGCCAAGGAGCCUAUGGAACUGUUUUCAAAGGAAAACUUUCUUCUGAAUGCUUUGUUGCUGUAAAAGUUCUCAAUAGUUCCAACGGAAAUGGGGAAGAUUUCAUAAGGGAAGUUGGAAUGAUGGGAAGUAUCCACCAUGUCAACGUGGUUCGUUUGGUUGGUUUCUGUGCUGAUGGGUUUAACAGAGCUCUCGUUUAUGAGUUCUUCGCCAAUGGUUCACUGCACGAUUUCAUUUCAUCGGCAGACAAUAACAAUCGUUUCCUUGGUUGGGACAAGUUGCAAGAUAUUGCUCUUGCUGUAGCCAAGGGAAUUUAUUAUCUUCAUCAGGAAUGUGAGCAACGAAUCCUCCAUUUCGACAUCAAGCCUCAUAAUGUUUUAUUAGACGACAAUUUCACUCCAAAAAUUUCUGAUUUUGGUUUGGCCAAGUUGUGUUCUAAGGAUCAAAGCAUAGUGUCCAUGACUACAGCUAGAGGGACUAUGGGCUACAUUGCACCUGAAGUGUUCUCCAGGAACUUUGGAAAUGUGUCCUAUAAGUCGGACGUCUAUAGUUUUGGAAUGCUGCUGCUUGAGAUGGUAGGGGGAAGGAAGAAUAUUGAUUCAACCUCAGCAAUCCCAACUGAAAUUUACUAUCCAGAAUGGAUCUAUAAUCUCCUAGAAGAAGGAGACGACCUACGAAUCCAUCUUGGGGAGGAAGGAGAUGGUAAAACUCCAAAGAAACUCGCAAUUGUAGGGCUCUGGUGCAUCCAGUGGCAUCCAGCGGGUCGUCCUUCCAUGAAAGAAGUUGUUCAAAUGCUGGAAGGAGGAGAAAACUUAACCAUGCCUCCCAAUCCUUUUGCAUCUACAGGUCCUGCACGAACAAAUGCAACUACACCUGCAAGAAAUCUAAACAUUCAGUUAGAAGCUAUUGCUGAAUUAGAGUAACAUAUCUACUUAGAUAUAUAGAUAGUUAUGUGCGCACACACUUAUGUAUGUUAAUAAGGACUCCUGAGAAGUGUAACCAUUGUACCUAAGUACCAUAUGUGCUCGAUAGCUCGAGGUGUUUGUCCGACUACGUAAUUACAUUCGAGGUUUGUUGGA